AUGACUCCAUCAAUGUUGUUGCUUGAGGGUGACCGGCGAGUACACGAUGCUGUCCUUUAUUGCAAGGCCCAAGCUGAUUUUUUGAAGCUGUCUGGUUACCCGCUUUAUGGGAAUCAUCCAAACUUCGAUGUACAAGUAAGGAAAACUGCGCAAGAAUUCAAUGUGUUUUUGGACAAAUUGAUCACAUUGCCUGGCAUACGCACAGAUGCGCUCUUCUCAAAACUUCGAGUGCUACUAGCUCAGGGAGAAUCAUAUGAAACUUUCAAAACUACAAUGAACGACUUGGAUGUCUCAUUAAAGUGCAAUACGAUAUGGGAGAAUGAUUCUGUGGCUUACCGUUGCAAUACUUGUGCUCUUACGCCAUGUAUGUCGCUAUGUGCGUCUUGCUUCCAAGCAGCUAAUCAUGAAGGUCACGACUUUACGAGAUUCUUCUCACGUGAAGGAGGCGCUUGCGAUUGCGGCAAUUCUGAU
Messenger RNA from Cylicostephanus goldi, 471 nucleotides. The record is from the annotation of a GenBank genome assembly. NCBI's taxonomy places the organism in Eukaryota, Metazoa, Nematoda, Chromadorea, Rhabditida, Strongylidae.